GGUCCUUUUCUGAUUGAUUCUUUGAUAAGACAAGAAACAAUUAUCAGGAUUCACAUUGUUCUAGUUGCCCUUAUAUUACUGUUUCUGCUUCUCUCAUCAUUAGAAGGGUCCUACCUAGUAAAAUAGUUUAGAGGGUUUCUCCUUUAAAAAGCACAUGACUUCAGUACCAGACUGGAAGUUUCUGUCAUCACUAGUCAAGGAUUGCUAGAUUUAAUGAAGUUUUUAACUUUGGUCAAAUAUGACUAUACUGCCCCAAGUAGUGGUCUAGUGGAUGAGCAGUUGCACUUGAAAAUCUCUUUCAGUGGCAGGUGGGAAUCUGAACCCCACCAUAAACAAUUUGGAGAUGAGUUCUAGCAAUUUGGUUUAGAGUUGGGGUUAGGUUCCUUAUGUGCAGAAGGGUAUAAUUUGGUGUGGAGCUUGAAGCUAGGAAGGCGGGUUCAUAGGGUCUAGGUGUUUGGCAAAGCUGGGAAACUUGUGUUAGGAAUAAAAAUAAAAAUAAAAAUAAAAAUAAAUAAAUAAUAAUAAAAAUGACUGUAUGUACUAUGUACAUUUACCCUUUUCAAUACUUAUCUACUGAUGGUAGGUCCCUUGGUGGAUAUUUUCCAAUUUCCAUACUGGUGUCACAACCAUUAUCUGUAAGGCUGAUACUUUAGUAAAAUAUGUGAACAUUACUGGCAGCUAUCCUUAAACACAAAAACUACAAGCUACUUGACAAUUGAAUGCAACAACCACAGGAGCCAAGAGUAGUGUUUGUAUUGGAGACUUACAUGUAGUUCUUUGACUUUUAAAUUAGAUUUAUAAAGGGAGGAAGUACUUGUAACCAAAAGAGAUUAAAGAUUAAUGGCGACUGCUGCUAAGAGGUUGAAAGGAAAAGUAGCAUUAAUUACUGGUGGUGUUGGUGGAAUCGGAUCUAGGAUCGCUCAGCUAUUCUGUCAACAUGGUGCCAAAGUCCUAAUAGCCGACAUCCGAGAUGAUCAAACCCAAUCUAUCUGCAAAGAUUUGGGUCCUAGUAACGCUUCCUUUGUUCACUGUGAUGUCACAAGCGAACCAGAUGUCCAAAAUGCUGUCAACAAAGCAGUCUCUAUCCAUGGAAGGCUUGAUAUAAUGAUCAACAAUGCAGGCAUCAUGGGAGCCAACGUAUCCGACAUUCUUGACAGCGACAUAACAGAUUUCAUCAACGUCUUUCGUGUUAAUGUCACCGGUGCGUUUCUGGGAACGAAACACGCUGCUCGUGUGAUGAAACCCGUGCAAAAGGGGAGCAUAAUAAACAUGGCUAGUACUUCUGGUGUUGUUGCCGGGUCUACUCCACAUGCUUAUACGUGCUCAAAGCACGCCAUCAUUGGCCUGACUAAGAACACGGCCAUAGACUUGGGCCGAUACGGUGUCCGUGUGAACUGCGUUUCCCCUUAUGCAGUUCCUACACGGAUGGCAAGGGCCUUUCUGGGUUUGGCAGAGGAUGACAAAUUUGAUGUGCAUUCAAACCUUAAAGGUGUUGAUUUGAUGGCAGAGGAUGUUGCAGAGGCUGUUCUUUAUCUAGCAAGUGAUGAGUCCAAGUAUGUCAAUGGCCACAAUCUUGUUGUGGAUGGUGGCUUCACCAUUUCUAAUUUAGCUUUAAAUCUUUACGACCAAUAAAUAUAAACAAUAAUACAUAUGUAUUCAGAGAGCGUUUAGUAGCACCAAAAAAAAAAGAGAGCGUUUAGUUUUUUUUUUUUUUUUUGAAGAUAAGAGAACGUUUACUAUAUGUUAUGUUAAAAGUUUAAAACUAAAAGAAAUUACAGAGGAUGUAAUAUUAUUUUGUGUGUUUAAUGUA
This is a messenger RNA of Ipomoea triloba (trilobed morning glory), 1810 nucleotides long. Its product is annotated as zerumbone synthase-like. Lineage: Eukaryota; Viridiplantae; Streptophyta; Magnoliopsida; Solanales; Convolvulaceae. The transcript is spliced from 2 exons. The coding region runs from base 841 to 1632 and encodes 263 amino acids. Gene Ontology annotation, molecular function: oxidoreductase activity, acting on the CH-OH group of donors, NAD or NADP as acceptor. The record is from RefSeq and is a predicted model, not a curated record.